This is a messenger RNA of Nezara viridula (southern green stink bug), 8333 nucleotides long. The record is from the annotation of a GenBank genome assembly. Lineage: Eukaryota; Metazoa; Arthropoda; Insecta; Hemiptera; Pentatomidae.
CAAAAUGGCGACACAGGAGAAGUGUUGUUAUUAGUGUAGUCUAAUUAAUAUGGUUAUAGUGUAUUGUGGAGUGGUGUUUUUUUAUAAUUUUACAAAUUUCAUAGUGCUCUAACUCUACACCAAGUUUUGGAAGGUGAUUACACACAUUUAUAUAGUUGAAAUAUUAAUAAUAUGACAGUCAUGGCUCAGAAAGUAGAUUUCAAGCAACAUUUGAUAAGAACAAGGAAAGAUACCAAUAAAGAAUCUAUACAUUCUGGUCAGUUUAUGAUCUCUGAUUUUGAAGCCGAAGCACAGGAUGAUGAAGAUGAGCUUGCGGUACCUGUACCUGAAGUUAGCGAACCUAAAGCUGUGAUACCAUGCCAUAGGCUCUUAUCACAAAGCAGAAUGACUGUUAGUGAGAAGAAAUUUUCACCUAAUCAACUUUCGAUAGAGACUUCAUUAACAAAACUUUUCCAAUGUAUGUCUAUAGCGUACCGGCAGAAACUUACCUCUCCGAAGUGGAACAGGUUCAAAGGAGUUCGUUUAAGGUGGAAAGAUAAAAUAAGGCUCAACAAUGUCAUCUGGCGAUGUUGGCAUAUGCAAUUUAUCAACAAACAAAGUACUUUAGUAUGCCAGUUUGCUUCUCCGUUGGAUGUUGACACUCAUAAUAAACCAGAGGCUAUUGUUCUAGAAGGGAAAUAUUGGAAAAGAAAAUUGAAUGCUGUUACUGCAGAAUACAAAAAAUGGCGAAUGUUUACUCACAAUCAAAUUUUAGGAAGGCCGGAAAAAUAUGGCCACGAUUUAUUAGUGGAAUUCGAAAAUUCCGAGUGGCAGACUCCGAUAUCAGAUAGCCAAAUGAUGGUCGAUGAGGAUUAUAUGAAUCUAAUGAGUGAUACUCUUUUCUCAACGAUCACUGGAAGUGUGCCGUUUCCAUUUCCAGAUACGAGAGAGAUAGCAAGAGGAGCGAACCUGGCUGAUUUUAUCCAACCAAGUUUAGUUCAGCUUCAACCAAGUUUAGACGAAUAUAUGGAUAUAGAACCUCUUCAUGAUUUGCUUUGCUCUAAGCUGUCGACUGUUCAAGAGGAAAUAGCACCUCUUCAUUCAAGCACGUUUUCCAAAAACUCGUCAUCCAUGUCUUCAGGAGCUGUACAGGAGAAACAGGGAGUCAAUCAGAACUUUCACCCCAAUCAAUACUCUGGAACGUGGUAUAUUCCGCCAGCCAUGGACUAUGGCCUACCUAUUUAUCAUCCGCCACCUCCUCCGCCUCUUCCUUCUCAGCUCAGCGAGGAGCUUCAUAUUAGUCCUAAGCAAAAAACUAAACAUCGGUCCCGUUCGAAUCCUGGAAUUAACAAAAAAUUGGUUAGUCAAAACAGUUCCUCAAAUUUGGUUCAAGGGGAUGUAAAUACAAGAAGUUUACAGUCUUUGUCUUCUGUCACUUCUACUCAGCAACAGCAACAACAGCAGCAGCAGCAACAACAACAACAGCAACAGCAACAUCAACAAAACACAGCACUUCUACAGCAACUAUUAACAUCAAGCUCUGGUAGUUUAUACAACUUGCUGGAAUCUGGUUCUAAUUCUUCUAAACAGUCGACAACUCAUAAUCAGCAGUGUGUUGACGUUUCCGUGCCAUAUAUUCCAUAUGAUUCAAUCGACAAUCAGUUUAUAUACCAAUCUCAGCAAAGUGAAAAUAGUAGAGUAAACAAUAUUGAGCAGGCUAAGAGCUAUGCGAUGAAAGGUGAUAGCUCUAUUCAGCACAGCUCUAAUUCGUUGUCUGACACGUCGCCUUCUACUUCAUUAAUUUCACCAGUUCAGCAGUCGCCAGUCCAAUCUGUGGUCAACUCUCCCGUUGGAUGUCCUGAGUCUCCUGGACUUCAGGACUCUCUUAGUCUUUCUCCGCUCAAUCCGUUAAGUCCAGCUUCUCCUAAAUAUGUUCCGGCGUAUAAGGAGCAUAGAAGAGUGUGUCAUAUAAAUGCUGAACAAAAGAGAAGGUGUAACAUUAAGAAUGGAUUCGAUACUCUGCACUCUCUCAUCCCUCAGCUACAUCAGAAUCCCAAUGCUAAGAUGAGUAAAGCUGCUAUGUUACAAAAAGGUGCAGAUUACAUAGUACAAUUAAGAAAUGAGAGAAGUUCUUUGAAACAAGAAAUGGACAGCCUGAGGCAACAGAUAGAGUCAUUAAAUAGCACAAUUUGCAAUUGUCAGUCAAUGUUACCAGUAACGGGAGCUCCUGUAUCUCGUCACAGAAGCAAUAAAAUGAGGGAUAUGUACAAGCAGUACGUUAAAUCUAGAACUAUUGAAAACUGGAAAUUCUGGAUUCUAAGUUUAAUUGGUGAGCCACUGUUGGAGUCGUUCAACAAUAACGUGUCUACUAACAGCAUCGAAGAUCUAUACCAGAGCACACUUCAGUGGGUGGACCAGCAUUGUACGCUAGUGGAUUUAAGGCCAGUUGUAUUAAAUGCACUUCGCCAUUUGUGUACUUCCACCGAGGUUCUCACGGAUCCAGCUAGGCUACCCAAUGAAGCGAGAGCGGCCGUAGAAAAAUAUUCUAAGAAGAACAGUUAAGUUAGCCGUGUAGUAAGGAUAGUUUUUGUUUUUGUUGUCUUAUGUGAAUAUCUUUUUGUUAUUAGCAUCUGUUUCUUUGUUUAGUAUAUAGUUUUUUUUUUGUUAUCCAUAUAUAUCAUGUUAAUUUUAUUUUGAAAAUGAAGAUUUUAUAUAUAAAGAAAUUUUAUAUAAUUUUCCUCAAACAUCUAUAUGGUGUAGUGAUUAGCAAUUUUAACAACGAACCAUAAUGGUAUAGGUUUUAUUUAAGAAACUUGAAGAUUAUUUGUUAACGCUUGAUCAUAUAGUAUCUUCUAUGCUUUUCUGGAAAACCAACAAAUUGAGAUAAUUGAUUUGUUAUGCCCAUUCUCUUUUGUGAGAGGAAGCACAAUUUAUUUUUUUAUGUAAAUAAAAUAUUUUUUUUAAUAAUGGACAUUAAUUUACUAGAUAACAGUUAUAAAAAUAUAUAUUUGUAAUUUUUUCUUUUUUUACUACAAUCGAGUACAAAGGAACAGAUCUACUAAAGAUUAGUGUUUUUAUUUUGUCAAAUGAUGUAGUUUAUUUGCUUUUACAUUUUCUUGGUUUAUUACGUCGAUAAUAUGUUAUCAUCAUACCACAUUGAUAUGUUUUCAGGUUAGAGUCAUUGUUUUCUUGUUAUUGUGAUUUUUUAAAAUUAGUUUUUAAGGUGUGCCCACCAAAAAAAAAAAAAAAGUAAUAAUAAUAAAAUAAUUUAAAUUGUAUAUUUUGAAUAUUUUAAAGAAACUGUUAAUAAGUUUCGUGUAAGUAUUGUAAAUAAUUUUCACAAUUACCCAGUUAAUGUAAGCAUAAGUGCCAUAUAAAUAUCAUGUAAUUGUUAUUAUACAAUCUUAUCUUCUAUUUUUAUGUCAGUUUAAGUUGAGAGUGGACCAUAUAAUGAAUUGAAUUUCACAGGGAUCGAAAAUGUAAGAUUUUUCUUUAGAACUAUCUGAAGUAUCAAUUCCAGUAAUGAUCUUUUGCAAUGGCUUCAACAAAUUUAAAUAUUUUAUUUAAUUCAUUUCUGCUACAAAUAAUAACCUGAUAUGAGUGUAACGUAUUGGUUGAACAAAAAUUAAAUCCUAAACUGAUUAUAAUUUUGUAUGUCUCUUGUAUUUUAUUUAACAAUUUCUUGAUUAAGCAAGUGUAUCAGAUAAAUAGAUAUUUGUAUCAUAUAGGAUUCAUAUCAAAGACGCAAGCAUCUGUCAUUUUCAGAAACUGGAGAAAAAGUAAAUUUUUGUUUUAUAGAUUCAACUGAAACUGAUUCUGAUGAUUUUAUUUAAGAAUAUUCAAGUUGAAUCAUGAAAAAAAAUCAUUAGACUUGGUUUACAUUGAAGCUACCCUACAAAAAUUGGCAUUUUCUCAUAUGAGGCUACUCAUAUAAAGUAUCAUUACAUGCCCUAAAAUAAUUGGCGAUAACUAACAGAUAUCUGAUACAGCUGUUAGUAAUGUAACUGAGAAUCUUCGGUGAUAUUUGGUGGUAAAACAAUUAAACAAGCUAAUUUUCAGCCCCUUUUAUCGACUAGUACUUAAUUUAUGAAAGUUUUAACUUAAUUUUUUAUAAAAGUAUUUUUAAUCAUUCUUUACAAGGCUUGUUCUCUCUAGUUGAAAUAUAUUUUGAAACAUUUUUUUUUACAUAACUUACGUUAUAAUGGUACAUUCAAAAUAUUAUUUGCUCAGUAGCCAAAAUGCCAUUUUAUUAAGUUCUUAUUUUCCCUUUGGCACUACAGACAAUGAAGAUGUUUGACCACAAAUUGUGGUCUUCUUACAGAACUUUCAUCGCUUGUUAGCAUAGAUGGCCUGUAGGUAGUCAUCCAUCUUCACAUUGCUACACAAACCAUGGUUUUUCAUGGUGCAGCAGCAGGAUACCCAUAGCUCAAUAGCUGAUAUCUUUGAAGGCUGUUCGAGGUCAGCAGAUUUCUUUUUUUGAAGUAAGACUCUGUGGAUCUAACUUCCGUGUGGCUAUUUAAAGAAAAGUAAAUGUGACAUUGUGAUUUCCGAUUUAGGUACACAGGGUGGAGUUAUCAUUCCUGCACCCAGUCCGCUCAAGUCUCCUCCAGUAGGCUGACAAGGCUCAUGUAUCUGAAUUUAUUAAAAUCAAGAGUACCUUUUUUUUUUUUUCCUACAGUUAUGUAAAACUGUUAGUUAAAUAAGAGCCCUAUUAUUAGGCUGUGAACAUAUUCUAUUCUAUUUUAUUUUAGUUACCAUAAAAACCUCCAUCUCUUCUGCGCGUUCUGCUACGUUGUAAAUGUUGUAUAACACAGUAACAUUUUUUUUAAAUAUUCAAUCUAAGAGAUAAAAUCAUAUAUUCUACAUUUCUGUAUAUAUACAUUUAUUUUCUCAAUUUAUCAUCAGUCCAAAGGCAAAACACUUUUUUUACAUUACAUUUUAUAUUUUUAUUCAGUAGCAACUUAUUUUUUCGAUCCCUGAUAUUUCAUAUUUUUCAAAAAUUCAAGAGCUUUAUAAUGUACAUACAAUAUUUGAAUAUAUAAUAUAGAAAUAUUUGUGUGUACUAAAUAUACCGGCCGCCAGAUGCAGUAUUUUUAUUCUUGUUACUGUCUAAAAAAAAAUUUAUAAUAUAUGAUAGAAAUUAAAUUCAUCACAGAUUUAACUAAGUAUUUAUAUAUUAUAUUUUAAUAAUAUAAAAUAUAAAUAACAUAAAACAUUCAGUACCAGUUUUUUUUUUCUGCAGAGAAUUGGAAUUUUUGUAAAAAAAAAAAAAUAUUGAAUUUGUUCAUUAACACUUUAAUUAAACACGUAUCUAGUUUCAGCUUUUAUUGUCAUUCUCUUGCUAUUACUAUUAUUAUUAAAUAUGGUUGGUGGAUUUGUAAAUUAAAUGGUUGUUUAUGUGCCAAAUUAAAUUACGAAGCAUUGUUUUGUUUUUUUCAUCAAAUAUUGUAGACCAGUCCACAGGGUGAUAAAAAAUUUUUCUAAUUAAUAAUUUAUGUUUAUCUUAUCUAAAUUGUAUAAUGUGUGAUUACAAGAAGGUUUGUGUUCAUUUAUAUGAACUCGAUUGAUUGUUUAAAAAAAGAAAGUAAUUUAAUUAUUCGGCUGAUUAAAAAUUUUAACUUGAUUUUGUUUUAGACUUAAGUUAAAAUUUUUAAAUUAUCGUGCAAUCUGAGUAAUGUGAAAUUGACCUCAUAAAUAAAUAAAUGAACUGACUGAGAGGAACAGCAAGGAUGGAAGGGAAGUUUUGUAAGUUAAAAAAAAAAAAACCUGAGUGUCAGAAACAUUUUUCUAACUUAAGACGCAUUCUUGUCUUGUCGAAUUUUCGUGAUACUCUUUCGUUUAUUUUGUGAGAAUCUGAAAGAUGUAGAUUAUCAUUUCAAUUAAUCUUUCAGAUGGAAAAUAGAUAUCAAUAUACCUUGAUAAAUCUGUCAUCUACCAACUUCAACAGAAUAAGCAGUGAUGAACUUUUGCCAAAACAAACAAAAAUAAUCGAGUUAAAAUAAAUGAAUGUUUUUGAAGUCGAUAUUUUUUUAUGAAGUUGAAUAAUAUAUAUAUAUAUAUAUAUAUAUAUAUAUAUAUAUAAUAUAUAUAAUAUAAUAUAUAUAUAUAUAUAGCUGCCAAUAGUGUCACAUAAGCUCUUAUAGCAACCUGUCCUCAUGUUACACUUUUUAUUUUAUUUUAUGAAAAGUAUAUUCGAGUAAUGGUCUGCACAUACAUAUGGAAACGUCUAUAUAAAUUAUUUUAUUUUUUUUAAGAGUCACUUUAUACCAAAUAGUUUUGUAUUUAAAUUGAGAUUUUUUUUUGUUUUCCUCCACGUGGAGGGCAGGGGAUUAAUGUCAGAGUUCAGUUCUCUACUGCACAGGGACGGGAAAUAAUAGAUAUAAUAUCUUGUAAACUGCUGUUUAUCAUGUUGCCGGACAAUGUGUGUACAAAACACGCAUUAGCUCACUCGGCCAUCCCACCCCAUAUUUAAAUUGAGUUGAAGUUUGAGAAAUGCACUUUGACACUAAUCAUUUUUCCACUUUUUAAUGCUUUGCGCAUUUCCAUGGCGUAUAUAUAUAUAUUAAGAAUGCAAUUUUUUUUUUUUAAAGUGUAUGUAAUCCCUCUGAAUCUACAAAGGUUAGUUCAGAUUACUGAAAUUGCACUGUAUUAAAAUAUAAAUAAGUUUCUGAAAUUAUUUUACACAAUAUCAAAAUGUGUGCCAAAAUAUUAAAUUUUACUUACCUUGAAAUACGAGCCAAGUCAAUCUUUUGAGAUCAGAACCACUGACAUUUUAUAGCUAUUUGGAGAAUUAACUAGUGCAUCAAAAUUGAAUUAACUAGUGUCAAUGUUUCCCUCAUCUUCAGUCAGGUUUUCUUUUUUUUAAUCCUCAGAAGGAACUUAAAAAUCGUUUCCGCCCAAAUUAUAUAACUAAUCGUUUUAUGUAUGUUUGACUUAUAUUGUUAAAACAAUAGAUAGAUUAAACUGUGCUCAGAUAAGGCUUUGAUUGAUAAAAAUUGUUUCCCCUUUUAUUCCCUCCCAACUUUAUAAUUUCCCUAAAAAGGGAACUUUUUCACCAAAGUGGAAACCCUGCAUGGGUUAAUUUUUUUUUAUUGCUGCCAACUCUCUGAAGUGAAUUAAUUCUUUGAUAUAUAUUAAUUAUUACUGAAUAAAAUUGUAAACCAUAGAGGUUAAAAUUUUAUAUCGGCCUCGAAUAUAUUUUAGAUGAUUUUUAAGAUUAAGCCCAUGUAUAGUUAUGACUCCUCGGUACUGAAUGUAUUGGAUUUUCUAAAUCAUUUAUAUCUUCUGAGUUAUUGGAAUAUAAUUUAACAUCACAAUUGUGUCUGGUUCUUGUGUAGUUAUUUCAUAGAUGAUUGUACCAAAUAAAAAAUAUUGAAUCAGGGUUUCAACUAUAGUCUAUUUAAAUGUACAGUUAAUUAAUUUGUAAAUUAUUAUUACUUAAUUAUUACAUUGUUUUGCUGUAUGGUUAAAUAUGAAAGUUGUAAGUACUCUGUUAGUUAGUGACAUAACAUCAAUAGAUUAUUUACUAAAGAACUAAUUUCUGUUACUAAGCCAAUGUUAUGUGAAUCUUUAAAAUUACAUUUUUUUUUUUUUUUUUUUUGUGAAUGAGUGAUAUCGUCAAUUCAUGUGUACAUGCUUUCAAAUGUAUGUUUACUUUUACACGAGCACAACCAGAAGUAAGCCUGGGGUUAGUGCCUUGAACUAUUGGAAUUCUUACGUACCAAUAAAUUGUGAUCUCUCAAAGCUGCUCAAGCUUUCUGUUGGAAUAAAUAUCUAUAACUUGUUUGUUGAAAUGUUUAUAAUUUAAUUUAUAAAUAAAAUUUACAGAAUGUUGAAGUAUAUUUUUUUAAAUUUGAAUAAAAUCUGUUUAUAAAUAUUAUUCUUUCUCUGACUCCUUCCUUUAAUAUGUAUUUUUAUGUUACUAUGUAAGAUACUCACUGAAGAUCUAGUAGCUGCCUGGACUUGACUCAGACUGAAGGAGCUUUAUUAUUUAAAGAUUAUAAUUAUAAUGGCGCUAUGCCCUCCUCCAGCUUCGAACGCCCAGCCACCUCAGAAUGUCCUCCAGCCAUCUGUUCCGAGGGCGUCCUCUACUUCUUUUGCCAUCCAACUUCUCAUUUAGCAUCCUCUUUGGCAUUCUUUCCUCAUGACCUAACCAUCUUAUCCUGGCUCUUUUUAUCAAUGCCACAGUAUCAGGUUCUCCAUAAAGUACCCGCAGAUCCUCAUAUUUUCUUCUUCAAAUUUCAUUCUCAGAAAUUCCCCUCCAUACUUUCCUUUCCUUGAGGAGUUGAGCAUGCGUGCUGAGUUUUUGGUCAAGGUCCAAGUCUCACACCCAUACAUAAACACUGGGCUUACUA